Cladophialophora yegresii CBS 114405 is the source of this 699-nucleotide messenger RNA. RefSeq lists its product as uncharacterized. The record is from RefSeq and is a predicted model, not a curated record. The transcript has 3 exons. Lineage: Eukaryota; Fungi; Ascomycota; Eurotiomycetes; Chaetothyriales; Herpotrichiellaceae. Bases 1 to 699 code for a protein of 232 amino acids.
AUGCCCCAACCGUACCUCCUGUGGGUCAACUCCCGGCCCAAGCCCGAGUCGGGGGUCGACGACGACCUCUGGGUGAGAUGGUAUACCCAAGAACAUGUCCCAGAUCUAGUCAACACCAAGACGGCCGUCCGAGCGGCCAUGUACCGCGAGACGUUUGACUUCCCGCUCGCGCCCAAAGAGCACCACCCCCGAAAAUACUUGGUCCUAUACCAGACGGAUAUCGAGGAACCGUUAAAGUCCAAGAACUAUCUCGACGGGGUGCGGCACUCCAGCGAGCUGUGGCAGGGCUCCCAACCGACCUCGGAGGUCGGCGACUUUCAUGCCCGGAAUUACAAGUUGAUCCAGGACUAUGACCCGGAUGGGCGGGGGGAAGUUGCUCCUCCGUUCUGCGUGACCGUCGAGAUGGACCCGGUCGACGAGGCCGACUUUCACAAAUGGUAUCAGGACGAACAUCUGGACAUGCUGCACAAAUUGCCUGGGUACCGGCGGUCGGCGAGGUACGUUAUCGGCCCCAAGACGGCGUUGAUGGAUGGAGAGCCCCCGAAGUAUUUGGCCGUGCAUGAACUGGAUGGGCUGGCGGGGAUGGAUAGUAAGGAAGCCGAGGCUGCGAACAGCACGCCCUGGACGGAGAAGCACAUCAGGGACAGUAAGGCGUUUGUCGCGAGAGCUUGGGAGUUGGUUUACUCUCAGGGGUUUUGA